UCUCAAUUGUAUUUCAGAUGGGGAUUCUCCGCACCUCCAAGGCUGAGUAUAUCGUCCAGCCUCUCCCAUCUCAUCUCCAUCGCCAUUUUGUGAAUACAAGUCAUGCCAGCACUUCUCAUUACCCACAUGUUAUAUAUAUGAAGUCAUCUCUCCAUUCUCUUAAUUCAUCUUCCUCACAUGGGACUAACCACCUGUGUCAUAGCAAUAAUAAUAGUGAUCAUCUUAAAGCCUUAGACAAUAAACUACAGCCAUUCCAGCAACCAAAAGACAAAAAAGAUAAUGACGGUGAUAAAGAAAAUCAUCUCAUUCAUAAAAACCAAAGAUAUAAGAGAUCAACAGCAUUAUACUCACGUCACCGUCACCAUCAGCAUCAGCGUCGUGUGAAAGAUGGAAAGAAUAAGGAGAAGUUGAGGAAUUUGGAAACCCUUGUGGUUAUAGACAAAAACAUGCUAGAUGCACAUGGCGAUAAAAACGUUACCACUUAUACCCUCACAGUGUUAAAUAUG
Lingula anatina is the source of this 506-nucleotide messenger RNA. RefSeq names its product A disintegrin and metalloproteinase with thrombospondin motifs 16. Gene Ontology annotation, cellular component: extracellular matrix. Gene Ontology annotation, biological process: proteolysis; extracellular matrix organization. The record is from RefSeq and is a predicted model, not a curated record. Gene Ontology annotation, molecular function: metalloendopeptidase activity. Lineage: Eukaryota; Metazoa; Brachiopoda; Lingulata; Lingulida; Lingulidae.